AUGCACGUCGCCGUGCGCGAUGUGACUGCGCUGUUGCACGUCCAUCUUCGCGUCCACAAGUCCCACUUUGACCGGUCCCGCAUGACGCAGCCGGAGUUUGCGCUCUCGACGCACAUUGUGUUCCGUAGUGUCCAGCACGGAGGUACGCGGUUACAAGCGUCGUGGCAGGUCUUUCGUAGCUUUGUGGAAUUCCAAGGCCUCGAUGCGCAGUUGCGCGUGGCGUUUCCAGACGAGAUGAAGCGGUUGGCUGCACCGGUACCCCAUCGACGUCGAACGUGGCUACGUCGGCACUGCAGGCCCAAGUUUUUGAUCAAGCGAUGCGUCGAGUUGAAUGACUAUUUCCGGCACUUGCUGCAGCUUCCCGAGUUACGGCUCACGCGGUUUUUGGAUCCACGUGCGUCGCAGGUGCUGCGGUGUUUCUGUAACUUUGAGACGGGUCUGUCGACGGCAGAGGUGUCGGUCGUGCCGAAUCAGUUUGAGGACUGUGUACUGUGUCUGGACUCGCGAGAGCGAGACAUGGGCCAAGUGAGUCGCUGGAUCAAUAGCAGGGAAAGAGAAGGAGAUGGAGGUGGAGGAGGAGAAGGAAGAGGAGGAGGAGGAGAGACUGUCAAUAGUAGUGAACGCAGUGCACAAGUAGUGGAAAGCUUCGAGGUGGACGAGAACGCUGACGAUGGAGCAGCAACGAGCGGUGAAGAGAUGAAGCAGCAACAGAUACUGACAAUGACUGAAAGCAGACCGUGUGACGGUGCCAAUCUGGAUGAACUCGAAGCGAACCUCAUGGACGACAAGACGCGCAAUGUGGCCAUCUGCACCAAGUUUGAAUGUUCUUGUCGCGUCUCGCCGUUUCGCGUCGCACAUGGCAAAAUGAAGCGCAUGUUGCGCCAUCGUGGGUUCGAGCAAUGCUAUGCACCGCCUGCGGACAGUGCGCUCACGGCACUGUACUGUGUGCUGUACAAGCUGCAGCAGCUGAACGACUUGGACAAGCGGUUGUUUGAUGCGUUGACAAAGGGUUCGAUCACGACAGCAACGACGAUGAUGUUGAACGAACACAAUGACGACUUGAUGCACGCCAAAGCAUUGGAAAGAGCGGCAAACGAGCACUUGCAACUGUCUAUGGGUGUCGAGCUGCUUCAGCACACGCUGGCGGAUUAUGGACUGCUUCACGUCCAUGCACUGGAACGACACUUUCGGACACCGGCUAUCGAUCUGAAGAAGAGGCUGCAUGAGUUCAAGUCCCGACGGCAAGUCAGAGUGGGCAAAGUAGAGCUCGUGCUGCUUGCUACGAUGCUGGAUUUGUGCAUUCACUUGAUAACAAAUGAUCACGAGGGCUCGGAACAAGCGAUUGUGCCGCUAGCUGGUCUACGGCCGAUCCGAAAAGGUGGUCGCCUUACAUUGACGUGUGGAUAUAUGCUGCCUACGGUCGUUUGUGUCAGUGGAUUCUAUCUGCUUGCCGAGCGACAGCAAAGGCGAGACGUUUCGGGAACGGCAGCAAAGUUGGAAGGCGAAGAGCUGGUAGAGGAGAUACCGCAAGGGAGACGGAUGUGGCAGGGCAUUGACGAACUGGAUCGGCACUUUAUGGCAGAAAUCAAGCAAACGAUUUCCGAUGGAGCUGCUACGAUUGCACUGGCGUUUGACUUUGACGUGGCGGAUUGCCUCAACUCGGCGAUUCUGGAUGCUGUGUGGGACGAUUGUCAGCACAACCCCAAGCUCUUUUACCUCUUCCAUCGACAGGCAAGACAGUUUGGCAAGGGACACAUUACGGCCCACUUUUUCAUGCACUAUCUCGAGCUGAGCUUCGGACUCGAGGGCGCGAGUUAUCUCGUGGAUUUCUUGCUGCAUGUUUUGCCCGAAGCAGAGUUACGUAAGCAGCUGGUGCACGCUCGAUGGAGUCGAGUGCGUGGUCAACUCGCUAAACGUGUCUCAACCAUGAGGCAUCUUAACAGCAUACAGGAACAGUAG
This is a messenger RNA of Hyaloperonospora brassicae, 1959 nucleotides long. NCBI's taxonomy places the organism in Eukaryota, Oomycota, Peronosporomycetes, Peronosporales, Peronosporaceae. The record is from the annotation of a GenBank genome assembly.